Messenger RNA from Closterium sp. Naga37s-1, 798 nucleotides. NCBI's taxonomy places the organism in Eukaryota, Viridiplantae, Streptophyta, Zygnematophyceae, Desmidiales, Closteriaceae. The record is from the annotation of a GenBank genome assembly.
AUGGUAGCGGGAGGCACGGCCGUCGUCUCUCUUUCCGCUCCCUUUUCCGCAAAUCCUUCCGCGUGGGAGCAGCACAGCCAGGCGCAGCUUCCCCCGUUCUCCGCCACUCCUUCCGCCAUUCCUUCCGCGGACCCCUCCUCAUCUGCUUCCGCCAAACCUAGCGCAUCCGCGGACAUGAAUCUCCGCCCAGCCGCGCCAAUGCGCUCAUCAAGCGAGGGCAGCGGCGCAGUUCGCGCCAAUUGUUCCGCUUCCUCCGAGUUCGGUCGUUGCGCGGACGCGGAGAGCGCACGCGGGGGGGGUUUAUACCGCGGAGACACGCGCGAAGCAUGCGGCGGAGCGUGUGGCGCAGUAAGCGGCGAAGCAGAAAGCCGUUCAGCAGCGGACGCUGGCGACGCGCAGCUGAUAUUUUACGUGGGGUUGGCGCACCGGGGGGUUGUGCUGGCGGAUUACGGCAAGCAGAGGAAGCUUCUGCGUAGCCUCGUUGCGUCAGCGCUCCUCGAGAUUCCGCGCCACGUCAGCAGAUUCUCCAUGAAAUCUUCCCCCCUCGCUUUGCAUUCUCCUCUUCCUCCCUACCGCCGUCGUCCCUCACGCCUCCCAUCGCCUGUUGCGGGGUCCGCACCUCCCCGUCGCCUCCACCUCACCUUCCCCUCUUCUCCUCGUCCCCCUCCCCCUCCACCUCCCGCUCCCCCUCCCCCUCCCCUUUCCUCUCCCCCUCCCCCUCCCCCUCCCCCUCCCCCUCCCCCUCCCCCUCCCCCUCCCCUUUCCCCUUACCCAACCCCUGCCCUCCCCGGAUCCUAG